AUGUGGUGCGGAGCCAGAGCGAUGAUAGCGGGCGUGUUACGGGCAGGUAUAGCACGGCGUGUGUGUGUGCGGUUACAGCACACCCUGAGCUACACGGGCAGAACUACGCUAGGGCAGGCGGAGAUGGCCGCCUUUUAUCCGUCGGUGUCCAGUGUACCCAGGCCCACGGCAUCCAUUGCAGAAUUUAAUAAUCGAUAUGUGGGGAAACUUUCCAACGACGAACCAGAGCGCACGUACGUCAUUAACGGUCAGAUUCGGGGUAUCCGCGUUGUUGGGCGAUCUAUGUGCUUUGUGGACCUGCAGCAGCAGGGCUCAGCGCUGCAACUGAUCGUCAACCACUCGCUGGUGAGGGCCCAGGUGGGUGACAAGGCGGCAUUCCAGGACGCGAUUGCGGGGCUCCGACCUGGUGACCAUGUGCAGGCGACGGGGUUCCCCGGGCUGUCGAAGACGGAGCGGACGCUAUCGCUCAAAUGCCGGGAGGUGCCUAGGAUGCUGGCUGCCGCACAGAUAGCGAUUCCGCAGCGCCUGACGGACCGGGUCAAGCGGCAGCAGAACAGGACGCUGGAUUACCUUGUGAACGGGCUAAAGGUCUUGGAGUUUCGGCACAAGGCGCUGACGGCGCUGCGGGCGUACCUGAACCGUCGAGGUUUCCUCGAGGUGGAGACGCCGAUGCUGUCUGCCAAAUCGAGUGGCGCGAACGCCACGCCCUUUGUCACUCACCUGCGCGGGCAAGACAAACAGGCACUAGAGUUGCGCAUCGCCCCGGAACUCUGGCUGAAGCGCCUCUGCGUUGGCGGCGCGCAGCGUGUGUACGAGAUCGGUAAGGUAUUCCGCAACGAAGGCAUCGACGCGACGCACAACCCGGAGUUUACCACCCUGGAGCUAUACCAAUGCUACGCGCCCCUGGAUGAGCUGCUUGAGCUGGCGCAGGUACUCCUCAGAGAUAUUUGUGUCGCGGUGGACACACCGGUCUCGCGGCAACUGCUUGCCGAGAUGGCGCAAAACGGAGGUGCUUUCCGCCGUGUGGAGUUUCUGCCGACCUUGAGCCGUGAAACGGGGGUUGAUUGGGCUGCAGUCGACCUUGCAGAUAGCACUGCCAUCCGCGUCGCUCUUUCCGGCGCGGGCAUUGACGUGCCGGAGUCCAUUGUGUCGCCCCAGCAAAUCCUCAACAAGCUAUGCGCAGACUAUAUUGAGGACCGCUACUGUCAGUCUUUGCUGCCCACUGCUAUCCUACAUCAUCCCGCCGUCAUGUCGCCCUUGGCGAAGAGCGCGGGCCUCGUCGCCAACCGCUUCGAACUCUUCGUCUGCGGCCGGGAGCUUAUCAACGCGUAUGAGGAAGAGAAUUGCCCUCAGGAGCAGUUAAAGAAGAUGCAGCUCCAGCAGAGGCACAGAGAGCAGUUUCACGACCAGGAGUCGAUGCAGAUCGACCACCACUACAUCGAGGCAAUGAAGUACGGAAUGCCACCAAUCGGCGGCCUGGGCUUAGGCAUCGAUCGCCUCUGUAUGUUACUUUUAGCCAAGGCUCGGAUCGAAGAAGUGCUGCCAUUCGGAUGUCUAGACGACGUCAACCGCCAGUAG
This is a messenger RNA of Eremothecium gossypii ATCC 10895, 1578 nucleotides long. It is a transcript of the gene MSK1, whose product is annotated as lysine--tRNA ligase MSK1. The coding region runs from base 1 to 1578 and encodes 525 amino acids. The transcript has a single exon. Gene Ontology annotation, molecular function: lysine-tRNA ligase activity; tRNA binding; ATP binding. The record is from RefSeq and is marked provisional. Gene Ontology annotation, biological process: mitochondrial lysyl-tRNA aminoacylation. Gene Ontology annotation, cellular component: cytoplasm; mitochondrion. NCBI's taxonomy places the organism in Eukaryota, Fungi, Ascomycota, Saccharomycetes, Saccharomycetales, Saccharomycetaceae.